AUGCACGUUCAUUCAGAGCCCCAAGCACCUGUUGUGGAGCCGUUUAAAUCUGUGCAGAGUGAGGACCUGCCAGUCUCUCCCUGCUUCAGCGCUGAGCUAAGGCUGCUGUCUGGGUUGGUGCAGGCUCAGCAGGUGCUGCCCAGGGGAGCAGCAAGUCCAGGGAAACGGUUUGUUUUUGUCCCUCACCUGGCUUUAGACACCAGUGGUAUGAGUGGUCGUAAGCAUCUCUACUCGUGCCUAAUAAUCCCUCAUCCCUGCAUUUUUCCCCCCACCUGUCCCCUCCAUCCUCCCACUUCCACAGUGCCAGACUCUGCCAAGCUCGACCCCACCCCUCCUUUUCCCCCCGCCAACCCCGGUGCCAUCCCAUCUGUGCCCCCAAGCAGUGGAAAUGGAAAGCGCAUCCCCUCCGGAGGCCAGCCGCAGACAGCACAGCAGCCGCAGACUCCGCUCCAGCAGCGCUACCCGCCCAGAGAGGUGCCCCCACGCUUCCGACAGCAGGAGCACAAGCAGCUGCUGAAGAGGGGCCAGCCUCUGCCCUCCGGUACCCUCCCGCUCAUCACUACCGGACAUCCCGCCACUAGUGAACCUGCAGCAGCAACAGUAGCCAUAAGCUCCUCUCCAUCCUGCUCCUCUUCCUCCACAGCCAGCUUGCCCUCAGAACUGCCCCCACAGAGCGGCCAGGGAGCCCAGUAUGAAAAUUCCCUUUGGGGACAUUUGCCAGCCAACAGAAGUGCCACAAGUGCUGCAACUACCACCAGCCUCAGUGGCUGGGAUCCACUGAUCAUUGACCAGAAAGACACAGAGGCUUGGCCUUCUAUUACCAUUAGCCAGAGCCAGGCCCCUCCAGGAGGAUGCCCUUUGGACAUUGACCCUGGUCACCUGACCAGCAGCAGCAGUAGUACUAGCAGUAGUUGUAGUACAGUGAGUAUGGCCACAGGAGCCAAUAGUCAGACAGGCCACUUCCCUGCCAACCACCUUAGCAACAAAGCCAACAGUGGGUCUAGCCCUGCCAAUCAUACUGGAACAAGCAUUCUCUCCAGCCAGGUUGCAACCAACCGCAGUUGGGGCUCUGGGCCUGGUCCCUCUCAUUGCCCACCUCAGUCCUCAGUGGGGAAUGAAGGGAAAGGUGAAAGCCUAGUAGGAGGAGGAGGGAGUAGAGGCUGGGGUUCCUCUUCAUCAUCCUCCUCAACCAACUUUAACUUGAACCUAAACCCUAAUGCCAACCCAUCUGCCUGGCCCAUGUUAGGGCAUGAUGGGGGUGGCACUGGGGGUGGCAGCUCAGGGGGAGCCAACACCAUUUCACCUCCUCAACCUACACCCAACCUCUGUAAUCCACCUGGCCCCCCAACAGUCCAGACCAGCACCUGUUCUGGAGCCAACGCUAACAGCAAGCCGUCUGGGAUUGGCAGUGCUUGGGGUACUAUAAUGGCUUCUGAUGUGUCAGAGCCCCACCCCACCCCGUCCACAAAUGUGUCUUUCAGUUCAGAACCUCAUAACCUUAAAACUGAUGGACCAAAUCACACUAAUAAGCAGGAACCUCCCAGCCCAAUCCGAAACUUGCCUGGCUGGGGUAACGCAUCUGUAGGUGUGGGUUCAAUGGGACAGCUACAGCCAGGAGGUUCACAGGUGAAUGGAGAAGAUGGUAAUUCGGUUUGGGGUAACAGUGGUAACUCCAAGCCAACUCCAUCAAAGGAAGGAUCUGGCUGGGAUUCUGCCUGGGGCCAUGCAGGAGGUGGAGCAGGUAACUCUGGAGGCUGGGGCGAGCAGUCUAGUGGAGACUGGGGAAAGCAGCAUACUGAAGAGGCCCAGGGAGGCUGGGAUGCUCCCAGCUCUCCUCCCCAGGAUUCCCAGGCUAGUCCCUGGGGUAGAGCUGUAAGCACAGCUGGUGCCAGUGAAGGAAGUAGUGACAGCAUUGAAGGACAUCCCAGGCAAAGAGGCCGUUCAUCCAGAGAUAAUCCAGUUCCUCUACUGCCUGCCCAGGAUCUGGACCCAAGGGUGCUGUGCAACACUGGCUGGGGACAGACCCCUGUUCGCCAGCACACCACUUGGGACAUGGACGAUGCUAAAAACAAGAACGAUGUAAGCACUGAAACAUGGGGCUCAGGCCCAACCACUCCAAGUGAUCUGCAGGGGCCCUCAAACACUAACACAGGCUCCACACAGCGGACAGACCACGGCAGCAAAAACGAUGUGCCUGGUUCUCAGGGAGCUUCUGGUUGGGGUGGAAGCAUAGCUGCUCCCAGCCAGUCGAGCUCUGGUUGGGGAGAGCAACCCAGCAACAUUAAGCACCCUGUUGGCCCAAGUGGCUGGGGAAACCAUCCACCAGGAGGCCCCAACCCUAACAUACCCAAAAAUGGUGGUCAGUCGUGGGGAGAGGAGAAAUCGUCUGGGUGGGAAGAUUCUCACAGCAAGCCAGCGUCCCAGGGCUGGGGAGAGCAACCAAAAACAUCCCACACCUGGGGCAACAGUGGAGCUAGCAAUAAUUCAGGGGACUGGGGGGAGCCUGAAGAGAGCAAGAAGAGUCCCACCAACCCUGAAUGGGAAAACCAACGAGGAUGGGGAAUGUCUGCGCCAGGACCUGGGAUAUCAACUGGAGGAGGUGGAGGCUGGGCUGAGUCUGUACCUCAGCGUCCAAGUGGCCCAACACAAGGUUGGGGUGGCAAGCCUCAGGAUGGGCCCAGCACUAAUAGUGGAGGAGGAGCUAUGGGCUCCUGGGCUAGCUCAGGCCCUGUGAAGCAGAGUGCAAGCUGGGGUGGUAGUAAGCAGGAGCCCUCAACUGAGCCCACAGGCUGGGAAGAGCCCUCUCCUCCUUCAAUCCGACGCAAGAUGGAGAUCGAUGAUGGGACAUCUGCAUGGGGUGACCCCGGUACCUACAAUAAAGCAGUCAAUCUGUGGGAUAGGAACAAUCCUGGAAAGUCCCAAACUAAAGUUACUCCAGGAGGCAAUAACCCCCCAAGUUCCAGCAACAACCAUCCUCACUCUCACAAUCACCCUUAUCACGGGCCACCUGCACCUUUACAGAACCAUAGCCAAACCACCCAAAAUCCAGGCCCCACCAGUGGCCCAAUGGAUCCUCCAGUUCAACACCAGUCUGGACCAUCUCACAACAGGGGUCCCCUGAUAGCUCAAGGUUGGGGAGAGCUAUCCAGCUCCCACACAAAAUCAGACAGCUCUUGGGGAGAACCUGCACAGUCUCCAGUCAGCGUGGAUAAUGGCACAUCUGCCUGGGGCAAACCUAGCGGGAGCUCUGGAGGAUGGGGAGAUAGUAACACAGACAAUUAUGGAAGGGGCAACCCAGCAAUGGCACCCACAUCUUGCAAACCGGCCCCCAAACCUAUGCAAGACGGAUGGGGAGGAGGAGGUGAUGAGCUCAGUUUGUCGGGUGGUCAGUGGGAAGCCGAGGAAGGAGAUAUGUGGAACAGCACGGCCUCCCAGGAGAGCAACUCUUCCUGUAACUCGUGGGGAAAUUCGUCCAAAAAAGGCCCGCAGAAGACGAAAGUCACAGGGAAGCAGGAAGAUGCCUGGAUCAUGAAUCGUCUCAUCAAACAGCUGACAGACAUGGGCUUCCCUAAGGAUCCAGCGGAGGAGGCCCUGAAGAGCAACAACAUGAACUUUGAUCAAGCAAUGAGUGCCCUGCUGGAGAAGAAGACAGAGCUGGACAAGCGCGGGAUGGGGAUAGGUGGCCACGACUACAACAACGGCCUCAUGAACAAACCCGUGAGCUGCCCUCGACCUCCACUUCUUUCCAAAGAUCCCUCAGCAGAUCCCCGCCUGCCCUUCAUGGAAAAGAUGCAGAGUGGAAUGUUUGGCGGUGGUGGAGCAGCACAAGCCCGGUCCAUGCAGCAGCCGCAGCCGCCUCCUCAGCCGCCAGUGCCACCUCUCAGCUCGUCUCAGCCUAGUCUACGUGCUCAAGUGCCUCAGUUUCUCUCCCCUCAGGUUCAAGCACAGCUCUUACAGUUUGCAGCAAAAAAUAUUGGUCUGAAUCCUGCACUUUUAACCUCACCAAUAAACCCUCAACAUAUGACCCUUCUGAAUCAACUUUACCAGCUGCAACUGGCAUACCAGCGUUUACAAAUUCAACAGCAGAUGUUGCAGGCACAGCGCAAUGUUUCUGGCCCCAUCCGACAACAAGAGCAGCAAGUUGCACGUACAAUCAAUAACAUGCAGCAGCAGAUCCAGCAGCACCAGCGUCAGCUGGCCCAGGCUCUUCUGAUGAAACAACAGCAACAGCAGCAGCCCCCGUCCCACUCGGGCCUCCAUCCUGGUGGAGCCAAAUCCAGCCUGGAUUCAUUUCCAGGUCAUCCCCAGACUCCAGGCCUCCCUGACCUGCAGACCAAAGAGCCGCAGUCAUCACCUAAUACCUACAGCCCCUAUGCUCUCUCUGGACUCAAUCCAAACAUGAAUGUAAACUGCAUGGAUGUUGGAAGUCUGUCUAUGAAGGAACCACCCCAGCCCCAGUCCCGCCUGUCACAGUGGACACACCCCAACUCCAUCGAGAGUCUCUCUGGAAACUCCUCUCCUCUUGAGCCCAACCUGGGAAAACAUGGUGGGAGCCUGGGUCCUCCCGGGAAGCCCCCUCAGCUGGACGACUCGUACAGCCCCUACAACCUGAUAUCCAGCUCGGAUUCUCCUACCAGCCCCCUGGUCCCACCAGACAGCUGGGGACAGGGCAAGAGCAGCAAUGAAAAGAUGGCCAACGGGACCAAUAUCAACUGGCCACCAGAGUUUUGUCCUGGGGUACCAUGGAAGGGCCUCCAGAACAUCGACCCUGAGACUGACCCUAACGUGACCCCGGGCAGCGUCCCGAGCGGGCCCACCAUCAACACCAACAUCCAGGAUGUCAACCGCUACCUGCUGCGGGACAGGAGUGGUGGCUCCUCUCCCACAUCAUCUCAGAAUGAGGCUCUGCCUCCGUCCACUGAUUGGCCAGUCAGUGCCUACACUAGCUCGUUCAGUCUUUCAUCCCCGGAGAUGGACGACACAGGUAAACUGUCAGAGAUGAAAUCGACCUGGUCGCCAGGCCCCAUCUCUCACAGCCAGGCUUCUUUGUCCCAUGAGCUCUGGAAGGUCCCACAGGGCCCGAGGAGCAGCUCCACAGCUCCAUCCCGCCCCCCGCCGGGCCUCACCAACACAAAGCCUUCUUCCACCUGGGGGGGCAACUCUCUGGGUCUGGCCCAGGGCUGGAGCAGCUCUUACACCACAGCAGGUACCACUUGGAGUACAGACAGCUCCUCCAGGACCAGUAGUUGGCUGGUUCUGAGGAACCUCACUCCACAGAUUGAUGGUUCGACUUUGCGUACGCUGUGCAUGCAGCACGGCCCCCUCAUCACAUUCCACCUCAACCUGACACAGGGAAACGCUGUGGUGCGCUACAGCUCCAAGGAUGAAGCUGCCAAAGCUCAGAAGUCCCUGCACAUGUGCGUGCUCGGGAACACCACCAUCCUUGCAGAGUUUGCAGGGGAAGAGGAAGUGAACCGCUUCUUUGCACAAGGCCAGUCGCUUGGCGGAACCACCAGCUGGCAGGCCACUCCCGGCACCAAUCAGACGAGGAUGGGCGUGUCUGGGUCCGGGGCCUCCCAUCCCAUUGGCCACUCACCCCACUGGAACAACAACAACAACAGUGCCAGCAGCAGCAGUAGCAGCGGCCUUGGAGCAGGUGGAACGAAAACUGGGGGGGAGUUGCUUUGGGGCGGCGUUCAGCAGUAUUCCAGCCUGUGGGGCCCCCCCACUGGAGAGGAGGGACGGGUCAUGGGGAGCCCCACGCCAAUCAAUACGCUGCUGCCUGGUGACCUGCUGAGUGGAGAGUCCAUGUAGGAAAAAAACAAAAAAAACAAACACAAAAAGGUGCAAAACCCUUUGCAAAUCAGUGUGGAGAUAAUCAGUGUGGUUGUGAAGUGGAUGAGGAAAGACGGGAGGAGGACGAGGCUACAUCUUCGCUGCUCGCCUCGUCAGCCUCCUCUUCUCAUUUUGUGUUUAAAGACCUUUCAGUUGCAGUUCUUUUGUGAAUCUCAGUAAGAGGUUUUGGUCACAGUGUUCAGCUUUUGCUUCUGGAGACACAGGAAGGAGCCUUUCAUUCAUUGAAAUAAGAGAAACUUUACAGGAAUGAACUCUGAAGUCACCGUGUGACACGUACUUUGGUCAAAGUGACACGGGACGAGCUGCCAUCUUUAAACUUGCGUAACCCCUCACUGCCUUUUGAGGCAAUCAUACUGCACCUCAGAGAUCCAUGAAAAGGCAUCAUUCCCAAAGUAAAAACCCUUCAAUCAGAGUGGUGGUUGAACUUUCACCUGGUCCAGACUCGACAUUUGUUUCUCUCAGCACUAAUAUUAGCCUUAAACUAUUUCCUGCCCUGCUAUCCUCACUCACUCUGUACUCGGUGAAGAAGCAUACGGACACUUGCACACCCUUAUUUCUGAGCCAGUGAAACCUGAGUGGAAAGUACAUGCUGCUGCGGCUUAACACAAGCACCCACAGCUCACAACUUCAGUGCAUUUUUUUGCAGGCAGAUUGAGUUCCCCACACAACGCUCAAAGGGAAUGAUGCAACUCUAUUCGCCUUGUUCAAGCCAUUUAUUUUUCUAGUCCUUUUUUGUUUUGUUAUUUUUAACCAUUGCAAACAAAGCUAAAAAGUUAUAUUAUCCAAACAUGUCUGUCAAUCCUGUC
Molecule: messenger RNA, 6662 nt
Organism: Menidia menidia (Atlantic silverside)
Lineage: Eukaryota; Metazoa; Chordata; Actinopteri; Atheriniformes; Atherinopsidae
Source: the annotation of a GenBank genome assembly